AUGAUGCAGAGCUCGCUCGCGCGGCCGCUGCGGCCGCCGGUACUGGCCGGAUGCUGCGGUAGACGGGGCCACGGGGCCCCACGCGGCUCGGUAUCCGUGGCACGGUGCCGCGCUGAGGCGGCGCCGACGGUGGGGACGGCGUCUAGGGCGCCUGCGGGCCCGUACACCGGGAGGGACCCGGAGGUGAAGAAGCCCGCGUGGCUGCGGCAGCGCGCUGCGCAGGGGGAGAAGUACGCUCGCCUGCGGGAGUCCAUCGGCGAGCUCAAGCUCAACACCGUCUGCGUUGAGGCACAGUGCCCCAACAUCGGCGAGUGUUGGAACGGAGGUGGAGGGGCCGGCGGCGAAGGGGACGGCAUCGCGACGGCCACCAUCAUGGUGCUUGGUGACACCUGCACGCGCGGGUGUCGAUUCUGCGCUGUGAAGACCAGCAACAAGCCGCCACCGCCGGAUCCCCUGGAGCCCCUAAACACGGCUUUGGCUGUUGCAAGCUGGGGAGUAGAUUAUGUUGUGCUAACCAGUGUCGAUAGAGAUGACUUGCCUGAUGGUGGAAGUAGCCAUUUUGCUCAGACAGUGAGAGCUUUGAAGGAGCUCAAACCUGGAAUACUGGUGGAGUGCUUAACCUCGGAUUUUCGAGGUGACCUGGAGGCUGUUUCAUCUUUAGCAAACUCCGGCCUAGAUGUUUAUGCGCACAACAUUGAAACUGUGAGGAGUCUACAGAGGAUUGUGAGGGAUCCCCGGGCAGGGUAUGAUCAGAGCUUGGCAGUUCUCAAGCAUGCAAAAGAUUGCAGGGAGGGAAUGAUUACAAAGUCUUCUAUCAUGCUUGGUCUUGGAGAGGCUGAUGAAGAAGUGAAACAAGCCAUGAUGGAUCUACGGGCAAUUGGUGUUGACAUCCUUACUUUGGGCCAGUACUUGCAGCCAACAGAAAGACAUCUAACAGUAAGAGAGUAUGUGACUCCCGAAAAGUUCCAGUUUUGGAAGGAGUAUGGAGAAUCGGUUGGUUUCCGAUAUGUUGCUAGCGGGCCCUUGGUUCGGUCUUCCUACCGUGCAGGAGAGCUCUUUGUCCAAAAUUUGGUCAGAAAUAACAAAACUGGGUCUUCCAAAUCUUAA
This is a messenger RNA of Miscanthus lutarioriparius, 1107 nucleotides long. Lineage: Eukaryota; Viridiplantae; Streptophyta; Magnoliopsida; Poales; Poaceae. The record is from the annotation of a GenBank genome assembly.